AUGAAAGACGACAAGGAGUUUCCAAUUUUAUUUGUUUCCCAUGGCUCAACCAUGAUGCUUGGUGAAGAAUCAGUAGUGAGCAAGGACUGGGAAGAGCAGGGUAGGAAUGCGGAAAGAAGGGACGUCAAGGGUAUAGUGAUCUUGGGGGCCCAUUGGGAAAAGCCGGGUGAGGAUUUAGUUCAUGUUUCCAUAAAAGAACCUCCUGGAAUGAAUCCUAUCGCAUGGGUUGCAAAAGAAAAAUACGAAAACUACCAAAUUAACGGUAGUAAGGAACUCGGAACAAGAGUUGGCAAAAUUCUUUCAGAAGGAGGGAUCAAUGUAGUCUUAGAUGAUACUGAUGACUGGAUUCAUGACUCUUUAAUCCCUUUGAAAUGGAUGUUCCCAAAAAGGUGUCCACCAGUUACAUUAAUUUCAAUCAAUACAAAAUAUGAUCCCAUCUUUCAUGCCAGAAUUGGCAGUUUAUUAGCAAGACUCAGAGCUGAAAACAUCCUCUUGAUAGGAACGGGUGGAGCUGUACACAACCUAUAUAGAAAUUAUUGGCCGCAGAUUGUACAACAUAGAAAUAACUUUGCCCAAGAAACCCCACCCGAACAAUGGGCUCUCGAUUUUAGGGAUUAUUUUUACGAUGCCAUUCAUAGAAACCCAUCAACUGGAAAGGCAACUAUAAGGGAAGGUAUUCUAAGGUUAAUGCACAAUCCAAGGUUUAGGGAUGCACAUGGCACUGAUGAUCAUUACAUGUCUGCUUGUUUUGUGGCAGGUGCUUCAAGGUUUGAAGAAAUUGGCUAUCUCACCAGCGAAAUAUGGGAACUUCAAAACAUGGGUAAUUCUCAAUACAUAGUGGGCUCAUGGUAA
Messenger RNA from Priceomyces carsonii, 852 nucleotides. RefSeq names its product DODA-type extradiol aromatic ring-opening family dioxygenase. The transcript has a single exon. Lineage: Eukaryota; Fungi; Ascomycota; Pichiomycetes; Serinales; Debaryomycetaceae. The coding region runs from base 1 to 852 and encodes 283 amino acids. The record is from RefSeq and is a predicted model, not a curated record. Gene Ontology annotation, molecular function: oxidoreductase activity, acting on single donors with incorporation of molecular oxygen; ferrous iron binding; zinc ion binding.